This is a messenger RNA of Dinoponera quadriceps, 1233 nucleotides long. RefSeq names its product probable protein phosphatase 2C T23F11.1. The record is from RefSeq and is a predicted model, not a curated record. Gene Ontology annotation, molecular function: cation binding; protein serine/threonine phosphatase activity. The transcript is spliced from 5 exons. The coding region runs from base 103 to 1059 and encodes 318 amino acids. Gene Ontology annotation, biological process: protein dephosphorylation. NCBI's taxonomy places the organism in Eukaryota, Metazoa, Arthropoda, Insecta, Hymenoptera, Formicidae.
CCCAAGUUCUUCGAAGUUCCCCUUCGUGUUCCCUUGCACGGAAAACUUUUAUGAAACUAACAGCCUGAAGAGAAGUUAAAUACGGACGGUCAAGACACAAAAAUGGGACAGACUCUUAGUCAACCGAUAACAUCGAAGAAGUCAGCCUGUUGCUGGGACAUCAACUACAGAGUGGGUAGCUCCUGUAUGCAGGGAUGGCGUAUUAAAAUGGAAGAUUCGCAUGUGCAUAUACUCUCCUUACCCAAUGAUCCAGAUACUGCGUUCUUUGCAGUGUACGAUGGACACGGAGGUGCAUCCAUGGCGCAACAUGCUGGGAAGCAUCUCCACAAAUAUAUCAGCAAGAGAAGCGAGUACAAGUCUGGCAAUAUUAUGCAAGCUAUACAGCAAGGCUUCUUGGAACUGGAUAAAGCGAUGCAGAACGACGCCGCGCUUAAGGACGAGCCGGCCGGGACUACCGUCAUCGCUCUCCUCGUCAAAGAUAACAUUUUAUACAGCGCUAAUGCAGGUGACAGCAGAGCGGUGGCGAGCAUCAACGGCAAGACGGUUCCUCUCAGUCGAGAUCACAAGCCCACGUUGAAGGACGAGCGCGCGCGGAUCGAAGCCGCGGGCGGCUUCGUCGAGUACAAGAGAGUAAACGGCAAUCUAGCUCUGUCACGCGCACUCGGGGAUUUCAUGUUUAAACGAAACGAGCGGAAAUCACCGCAAGAACAAAUUGUCACCGCCUUUCCUGAAGUACAACAGUUCCCUAUUACCGAGGACUGGGAAUUCGUGAUUCUGGCGUGCGACGGCAUCUGGGAUGUGAUGACUAGCGAGGAAGUCGUUAACUUUGUGAGAACGCGUUUGGCCCACACGAAGCUGGGAGAGUCGCAAACGACGAAAAACGACAACAUAUAUCCCGAGGAGAUCUGCGAGGAACUUUUGAAUCACUGCCUGGCACCGGACGCUCUGAUGGGUACCGGCUGUGAUAACAUGACAGUGAUACUCGUGUGUUUUCUCCACGGUAAACCGUGUUCGCAGUUGGUCCUGCGUUGUCAAGAACCGUCAAGUAUAGAUCCUUAACCUUCUUAGGUAUACAUAGUGAUGUUUUAUUACUUUUUAUCUAAAUUAUUCGUACCUUAUUUUAUUCUCGCGUCGGUGUAAUCUGACUUUUGAUAUAGAGAUAUUUGUUACGCAAUAUAUAUAUAUAUAUGUGAUAAGUGUGCAAUAUAUAUAUAUAUAUAUAUAUAUAUAUAU